This is a messenger RNA of Verruconis gallopava, 2735 nucleotides long. RefSeq lists its product as uncharacterized. The transcript has a single exon. NCBI's taxonomy places the organism in Eukaryota, Fungi, Ascomycota, Dothideomycetes, Venturiales, Sympoventuriaceae. The record is from RefSeq and is a predicted model, not a curated record. The coding region runs from base 199 to 2589 and encodes 796 amino acids.
CGCAACUUUGCCAUUGACAACAUCAACAACAACGACAGCAACAAACCGAGCAACAACACCCAAUCCUGCAGGAAACUGCGUUGGACGCGUCCUGCCUUCCGACUUUGCAUCGAGGGCAAAGACUUGACAGCAGCAGCCCUUUGCUCCUGCCGUCCCCGGAGCCAAGAAAAAUAACACACUCAGGCUCUCUUUCUCGAGAUGGCGCCCUCGAAGAAGGGAAGGACCAAGGCAGUCCCCAAACCGGCAGCUUCGACCAGAGCCACUCGAGCAAGGUCUAAGGAAGUAGCAGCAGCUCCUCCGCCGCCGCCUCGGACUGCUCCCACUCGCAGGACGACUCGAGCCGCGUCGAGAGAAGCACAGGCAUCGUCUCAGUCACAGCAGUCUACGGCUUCCAGUGCCAAUGCAAGCUCUAGUACUGGUGCGGCUCCAUCUCGACGCAGCACGCGGGCAACCUCCAACGAGCCGCUGCUGCACGUCAAUGAACCCGACAAGAUCUUGAGGAAGUCGCGAAAGACACCUGAUCCCCAGCUGUCCACCGCUCCUCCCACGCCCAUUGUCGAGGACACUCGUGAAGAUGACGCCCCUUCCCCAGCCUCUCCAUCACCAAUGGCUGGGACGAAAGACGACGAGGGCACUGUCCCGUCCAUGCUCUCGCCUGUGGCCGAGCAAGAUCAGCACGAAAAUGACGACACUCCCUCGUCACCAUUCUCGCCCUCAGCACCAGUCGAGUCUCACGAGAAGGACGACGUCGUCGUCAUACCCUCAUCUCCAACGCCAUCCACGCAAGAACGGACCUCGAAAUCACCAUCACCGUCAUCUUCGCCUUCACCGUCGUCAGAAGCUGCCACGGAAAGCGAGCACCAUGUGCCUCGAAACUCACUAUCGCCAAAGACUAUGGACCUGGUGGUGUCGAACGCCCAGGAAGAGAAAUCAGCCACAUUGCAAUCCAUUGCGUCACCAGUUACGCCCACUAGUUGUGUGCACAAAGAACCCUCUCAGAUCGAGAGCAUGUCCAAGAGUGGAGGCUUCCUGUCACGCUUCACCUCGAUUCUCACAACACCCGUGUCCAAGGUCACAGGCCUCUUUGGUGGUGCAAAGACGCAGCCAGUCCACAAGACGGCACCUGCGGAGUCAUUUAAGGCUCCAGUAACGCCUAAGCCUGCGUCAUUCGGCUCCUCGUCCAUGGUGCAGUCAAAACCAACUGCAGAAAAAUUAUUUGCAGAUAUCUUGCCGCGGACGGAUGCUUCGCAUACGGACAAGCCAAUGCAAGAAGCGCCAACUCCGUUCCUAGGAAGGAUCACAAUCACUCCUCGUCGGAAGGUCAACUUGUCAGGUUCAGGCAGCUCUGCGACGUCCUCGGCACUCUAUGGACCAGACGGCGAGAAGAUUCCCCAGGAGUAUCGCUACUGGACGGUCGGUCGGUGCCAAAGACAAGCAGCUGACAUGAGUACUUUGCGCAUGCUUGAAGAAGAGGUUGAUCGAGGUGUGCGUGUUCUGACUCGGCGCGAGCAGCAGUUCAAAGAAGAGACGCUGCGUCGCCAGUAUUAUUACGAGUUGUGGCGAGCACGCCAACCAGGCAACAGAGCCAAAGCUCUGCAGGUGGCUGGUUCAAAGCGGCCUACAGACGACUCGGUUCAAGAGGAGACACCAAAGAAGCGUACUCGUGCUGAACUCACUCCAGUGGGCUACAAUUGUCCAACACCAAAUGAACCGAAUUAUCACCAUAUUCACGAAGAAGCUGCCUCCACGCCAGCUUCAAGACUCUUUAGCUCCAGAAAUAGCGUCUCUACUGCCAGCGCGCCGGAGUUGAAAACCAACGAGCAGACAAGCUCCAGUACGUUUGCUGUGCCGGACGGAGACGACGAUGAUGACGUCGAUAUGAGUUCCGAAACUAAAGAUCAUGUUCCGUCCACUCCUGCGAAAUCUUUCUUAUCAACUCCCAAGCCACCCAACUCGAUGCAGGCCACAACGCCAAAUUCGCGGAACUGGGUAGGCAUACCAGAUUGGGUCUUCGACUCUGACUCUUCUGAUGAAGAAGAGGAGGAGGACCUGCCCACUACAACGCCAAGUGUCCAAGCCACACCUGUAAGGGCGUCGGUCCACAAGGCAGCAGCUUCAGGAGAGCCUUGUUCGACGGCAAUAGCUCCAUCAGCUUCAAUUCCACCACCAGCCACAUCACAGGCCACCCCCUUCAUACACAAGUAUACUCCAGCAAAACCUUCUGGUCUUAGAGCUGUUGAGACUGUGUCGAGCAGCCCGGCAAUCCUGACACCACCCCAUAGCCCGACAGACGAGAUGGACAAGCCUACCACAGAAGCUGCAGAUGAACUGCUCAUGUCGGAUCCGGUGCUACAAAUACCAGAGCUCAACCCAAAAUACCCCAAACCCCAUUCUUUUGUUGUCUCAGCCGCAAGCCUUGUUGAUCCGGAUACUCUAGCAGUCAUCGACAGCAUCGACUGGCAGAAGCAUCAGCUCAUCACAGCGCCGCAGUACAUCAUUGAUAUGACUAAAGGCAUAGACUUUAUGGACUUCGCAACCGAAUUUGCCACAAAGUACUGGACGGAGAUGGGUUUCCCGCCCAAAUCAUGAGGGGCAGGUCUUGUUGUGAUUUCUUAUACUCAUGAUGAUUAUUGAUACCCCAUUGCCUGAGGAAGCAGGCAAGCAGCGAGUUACAAAUAGCGAUAGCAAUCAGCAUAGCGAUAGCAUAGCAUUAAUUAAGUUGAUAUUUCAUUUUA